This is a messenger RNA of Impatiens glandulifera, 1282 nucleotides long. RefSeq names its product glutathione S-transferase TCHQD. Gene Ontology annotation, molecular function: glutathione transferase activity. The coding region runs from base 196 to 996 and encodes 266 amino acids. Lineage: Eukaryota; Viridiplantae; Streptophyta; Magnoliopsida; Ericales; Balsaminaceae. The transcript is spliced from 3 exons. The record is from RefSeq and is a predicted model, not a curated record.
CUUCAGAUCUAAUUGGAAAUAGAACCCAACUUUCCAAUAAUUUAUGCCAGCUCUCUUUCUCUCAUCUCUUCGCUAUUUUGGGGGGGCGUUUUCAUCAUAUCAUCCACACAUACCCAAUUAAGAUUGUAGGUUUUUGUAAACCCAGAAACCCUUAUUCUCUCCCCGCCGUCUUACUUCGGCAUAGGUGGAGCUGUCAUGCAGCUUUAUCAUCAUCCAUAUUCUUUGGAUAGCCAAAAGGUGAGACUGGCUUUGGAAGAAAAGGGUAUUGAUUACACAUCAUACCAUGUCAACCCUAUCACAGGCAAGAACAUGGACACCACAUUCUUCAGGAUGAACCCUUCUGCCAAACUUCCUGUUUUUCAGAAUGGUUCUCAAGUAAUAUACAACACAAUAGAGAUAAUCCAGUAUAUUGAGAGAAUUGCAAUUGUCUCAUCUGGUGGUAAUGUCUCACCAAGCAGCAGAGAGGUUGUGGAUUGGAUGAACAAGAUACAAGAAUGGAAUCCUAAGUUCUUCACACUCUUCCAUGUUCCAGAGAAGUAUCGUGUUAUUGUCUCAAAAUUCUUAAGGAGAGUAUUAAUAGCCAGGAUGGCAGAAUGCCCUGAACUAGCAAGUGCCUACCAUUGCAAGCUUAGAGAGGAAUACGAUACAGAAGAGAAGCUAAGGAAUGUGGAGAUUUUGAGACAGAGCGAGCAACAAUUGGUUAGGCUCUUGGACGAAAUGGAAACAAAACUGAACGAGAGCUCGUAUUUGGUAGGGGAAGAGUUUACGAUGGCUGAUGUGAUGUUAGUUCCUCUAUUAGCACGGUUAAAGCUUCUUAAUUUGGAAGAGGAGUACAUCAAAUGUAGGAUUAAUGUUUCCCAGUACUGGAAUGCGGUUCAAGAGAGGCCUAGUUAUAAGAAAACGAUUGGUAAAUACUUCAAUGGAUGGAGGAAGUACAAAACGUUGUUUAAAACAUGGUGCUCGCUUAGGAUCCGAGAUAUCUUGAAGAGAUACUGAUCAAUAUAUAUAUGCUUUCCUUGGUAUAAAGAAUUUUAAGUUGAAUUGUAUAGAGUUAAGGGUUAAACACUACUUUAAAUGUUCUCUUAACUGUGAGAAUUGUACUUCAAAUUGUGUGUGAGUUGGGGGCAAUUAUUAUUACCCUCUCCAUUUUGUUGAAAGAUUUUAGGCCCACACUACCAUUGCUUUUUAUUAUCUUGGAUAGGGGGCUGCUUUUAUUUACUUUGAAUGUGGUAUUUGAAUGUUGUGAAGUAUAAUAUAAGUUUGUGAAUUUAUUUCUUAUAAA